Molecule: messenger RNA, 2945 nt
Organism: Penaeus monodon (black tiger shrimp)
Lineage: Eukaryota; Metazoa; Arthropoda; Malacostraca; Decapoda; Penaeidae
Gene: pnut
Product: septin-7-like
Exons: 13
Coding region: 798-2930 (710 amino acids)
Biological process (GO): cytoskeleton-dependent cytokinesis; cilium assembly
Cellular component (GO): septin complex; septin ring; cell division site
Molecular function (GO): GTP binding; GTPase activity; molecular adaptor activity
Source: RefSeq, a predicted model, not a curated record
UCAGUGACUCAGUGGUGUGUGAGCUAGGCGGGCAAGCGAGGCUGCGCGCGGGACACCUCAUUGUUGACGGCACACCCUCUCUCCCUCCCUCUGUCCUUCCCCAAGGGCCUCCCCCCACCCGCUACAGCUGUUUGACAGGGUGUGGCUGACCUGCAUCCUUGUAGAUAAGGAGAUAACAUGGUCUUGGAGCUGAUUAGGGACUGAAUUGAAGCAAGUUAUUGGUGCUACGGCUGCUGCUGCUGCAAGUUUGCCCACGAUGGUUUAGUCGGUGUGAAACAGUCCAAGUUCCAGUAGUAGGGGUCUACAUUGAUUUUUGGAGGGCGAGGGAGAGCGUGCUUACCGCCAAGAACUUGAAUCGAACCGCGUGUGAUCAGUGCCUGUAUGUGUUACAGUGACGGUGCUAAGAAUCGGAUAUAUUUUACUUUUGUGAUAUGAUAGUCUAAGUAUUUUGAUAUCUCGUACUGGAAACUCGGGUAAUACGCACGUGUCACUUCUCGCUACAGAAUACCUAGUGAGUGUCGGUGCGUGCUUGCUUACCUGUGCGCUGUGGUUAUUGCUGUGGUGUAAGUGAAGGCGUGUGGUGCUUGCGGUAGGCAGCCACGCCUGCCCGCGGUGAUUUGUCAUCUUGUAGUGACGCCAGGGAGGCCUAGGCGGCCCGACCUGUGAGGUUUGUGCUCAGCGAGUGGAGUCCGGCACACCCGGCCCGCACGAGGACGCCCCCGCCCAGCAUCGUGGAGGCGUGUUGUGGCAGCCAGGAUCCGCCGACCCGAGUGCCAGUCCGGACUAGUGUCCUAGCGAUGAACGGUGAGACGGCGGGCGAGGGUGGGCGGGUCGUCACGUCGCAGCCCGGAACGUCUUCCUACCUUCGCACGGGGUCCACGCCCACCUCCUACUCCAGCUCGCCCCGGCUGCGGCGCCUCGACGACAUGAAGAAGUCCUACCUAGGUGGAAGCACCGGGGGCUCCACCACCACCUCCACAGGGAGCUACAACUCGACGUUCACCUCGAAGUUCACCACCAGCACGGGGGGCUACCGCCUCGCCUCCCUGGACCGCCUGGCCCAGCGUCAGAAGCUGUACGAGGCCAAUGGCGUGGCCGGCGAGACCAACCCCAAUGUCACGGCGAACAGCGUGCCCGUCGCUGGAGGCAGGGAUAUGCGCGACUCGGCGAAGGAAGCUCCAGUGACCACUGCGGCGUCUGCAGCUCAAAACUCAACGCCCCUGUUGCAGAGCAAGCGCGAGAUGUUCUUCAAGAGUGACGGCAGCAGCGGCGGCGGCUCUGGAGGAGGAGGCGCCCCCCUGGCUGCGCCCUCGACCGCCCCUCCCGCGCCCCCCGUGACAGCGCCCUCGACCGCGCCGCCGCCGCCCCCCAGCGCCAACAGCGCCCCCGCCGCCGCGCCCGCCAACGUCGCCUCCAUCAAGGAACAGCUCCUCACCACCAAGGAGCGGAAAGAACACAAAGAUGAAGAAAACAAAGAGGUUCCUGGCGGCGGCGGAGGCGGAGGGAGGAGAGCGGAGGGUAGCGGCGCCCGCGGGCUUCGAGGAGAGAGAGGAGGAUCCAACAAGCUGGUGAAGGAGCUGGUGAAGGAGAGGCGGCCGCGGGAGGUGGAUGGCUACGUCGGCUUCGCGAACCUGCCCAACCAAGUGUACCGCAAGGCCGUCAAGAAGGGCUUCGAGUUCUCCCUCAUGGUCGUCGGCGAAAGCGGCCUCGGCAAAAGCACGCUAAUCAAUUCCAUGUUCCUGUCUGACAUAUAUUCCAAUGACCACCCGGGACCUUCUCACAGAGUCAAGAAGACGGUGCAGGUCGAGACCACGAAGGUUCUGCUGAAGGAGAACGGCGUUAAUCUGAUGCUAACGGUAGUCGACACACCUGGGUUUGGCGACGCCGUGGACAAUAGCGAUUGCUGGCAACCAGUAAUACAGUAUGUGGAAUCGAAAUAUGAAGAAUAUCUGAAUUGCGAGUCUAGGGUUAACAGAACACAGAUUAGUGACAGCAGGGUACACUGUUGCCUGUACUACAUUGCUCCCUCUGGUCAUGGUCUAAAACCCCUGGAUGUGGAGUUCAUGAAGCGUCUCCAUGACAAGGUCAACAUCAUUCCUGUCAUAGCCAAAGCAGACACUCUCACACCUGAUGAAUGUCAGCAUUUGAAGAAGCAGAUACUCAACGAAAUAGCUCAGCAUAAGAUUAAGAUCUAUGAGUUCCCAGAGGACGAGUCAGACCCUACAUCAAUCAAGAUGAAACAACGUGUGCCAUUCGCUGUCGUCGGGUCCAACACAACAGUUGAAGUUGACGGAAAGAAACUAAGGGGUCGCAGAUAUCCAUGGGGAGUUGUAGAAGUGGAAAACAUGGAACAUUGCGACUUCAUUCCCCUCCGCAACAUGCUGAUUCGGACUCACAUGCAGGACCUCAAGGAUGUCACCAACAAUGUACAUUAUGAGAACUAUAGGUGUCGUAAAUUAGCAGGUAUCGGAGGAACAGAUGGAAAGAUCAAGAUAACAAACAAGAACCCACUGGCGCAGAUGGAGGAGGAAAAGAACGAGCACACCAACCGCAUGAAGAAGAUGGAGGCAGAGAUGGAACAGGUCUUCGAGAUGAAGGUCAAGGAGAAAAUGGGAAAACUGAAUGAGCUAGAGCAAGAUCUACAAAAACGUAAUGAGACUAUGCGCAAGAAGCUCGAGUCAGAUACCUUAGAAUUAGAAGAAGAACGGGAACGAUUUGAGCGAGAGAAGAAGGCCUGGGAAGCUGCCAAUAACAUCACCGUGGAGGAACUGCACCGGAAGUCUUUAGAAUCCAUCAGUAGAGAGACCUCUUCUCUGGCGUCAUCCAGCAGUGCUUCGGGAAGUUCUCAAAAGAGCUCCCCUAAGUUCUCUCGUACCUACUCUCUUCCCAGACAUAAAUUCAAACAGAAUGAGCAGUGUAACCAGCAGUAGUGGGGCAAGAUACCU